Molecule: messenger RNA, 2957 nt
Organism: Pseudopipra pipra
Lineage: Eukaryota; Metazoa; Chordata; Aves; Passeriformes; Pipridae
Gene: CAMK2B
Product: calcium/calmodulin dependent protein kinase II beta
Exons: 20
Coding region: 317-1561 (414 amino acids)
Biological process (GO): protein phosphorylation
Molecular function (GO): ATP binding; calmodulin binding; calcium/calmodulin-dependent protein kinase activity
Source: RefSeq, a predicted model, not a curated record
UUUUUCGGUGGUCCGGCGCUGCGUCAAGCUCUGCACCGGCCAUGAGUACGCCGCCAAGAUCAUCAACACCAAAAAGCUCUCAGCCAGAGACCACCAGAAGCUGGAGCGCGAGGCGCGCAUCUGCCGGCUGCUCAAGCACUCCAACAUCGUGCGGCUCCAUGACAGUAUCUCUGAGGAGGGUUUCCAUUACCUCGUCUUUGACCUGGUGACAGGUGGUGAGCUCUUUGAGGACAUUGUGGCGCGGGAGUACUACAGCGAGGCCGAUGCCAGCCACUGCAUCCAGCAGAUCCUGGAGGCCGUCCUGCACUGUCACCAGAUGGGGGUGGUCCACAGGGACCUCAAGCCGGAGAACCUGCUCCUGGCCAGCAAGUGCAAAGGGGCGGCGGUGAAGCUGGCGGACUUUGGCCUUGCCAUUGAGGUGCAGGGGGAUCAGCAGGCCUGGUUUGGAUUCGCGGGCACGCCCGGUUACCUGUCCCCUGAGGUCCUGCGCAAAGAGGCCUAUGGCAAACCUGUGGACAUCUGGGCAUGCGGGGUCAUCCUGUACAUCCUCCUGGUGGGCUACCCGCCGUUCUGGGAUGAAGACCAGCACAAACUCUACCAACAGAUCAAGGCCGGGGCCUAUGAUUUCCCUUCGCCCGAGUGGGACACGGUCACCCCUGAAGCAAAAAACCUCAUCAACCAGAUGCUGACCAUCAACCCCGCCAAGCGUAUCACAGCUCACGAGGCCCUCAAGCACCCGUGGGUCUGCCAACGCUCCACCGUGGCCUCCAUGAUGCACAGGCAGGAAACAGUGGAGUGCCUGAAAAAGUUCAACGCCCGGAGGAAGCUCAAGGGCGCCAUCCUCACCACUAUGUUGGCCACCAGGAACUUCUCAGUGGGCAGACAGACCACCGCUCCUCCGACCAUGUCGGCGGCCGCCGCCGGGGCCCCCCUGGGGCUGGUGGAACAAGCAGCUAAGAGCUUACUGAACAAGAAGGCGGAUGGCGUGAAGCCCCAGACCAACAGCACCAAAGGCAGCGCCGGUGUCACCAGCCCCAAGGGGACCCUCCCACCUGCUGCCUUGGAGCCUCAAACUACUGUAAUUCAUAACCCUGCAGACGGCAUCAAGGAGUCAUCCGACAGCACCAACACCACCAUCGAGGAUGAGGACACCAAAGCCCGCAAGCAGGAGAUCAUCAAGAUCACGGAGCAGCUCAUCGAGGCCGUCAACAACGGGGACUUCGAGGCCUACGCGAAGAUCUGCGACCCGGGGCUCACCUCCUUUGAGCCCGAGGCGCUGGGCAACCUGGUGGAAGGGAUGGACUUCCACCGCUUCUACUUUGAAAACUUGCUCUCCAAGAACAACAAGCCGAUCCACACGACCAUCCUGAACCCACACGUGCAUGUCAUCGGGGAGGACGCGGCCUGCAUCGCCUACAUCCGCCUCACCCAGUACAUCGACGCGCAGGGCCGGCCCCGCACCAGCCAGUCCGAGGAGACCCGCGUCUGGCACCGCCGCGAUGGCAAGUGGCAGAAUGUCCACUUCCACGGCUCGGGGGCCCCUGUCGCCCCGCUGCAGUGAAGAGCUCGCCAUGGCUGUCCUGGUUCCAGCCCGAUGGAGACGGCGAUGGGAGCCGAGGCAGCAGCCGGAGCUGCGGCCCCCCGAAGCACGCGUCCGCAUGCCUGUCCCCCCCUGCCCUGGCCCCUGCUCCUCCCCCUCCAGUGCCUGUGUUUGCAGAAAACAAAAAGACAAAAAAAAAGCCGAAAACGAGGAAGACAACGAAAAAAAAAGGGGGAAAACCCACCCCAAUCCCAACCCCACCCACACCCCCAAACCCUACCCAGCCGCUCGGCCACAGGCGGGGCGCUGGGGGGCUCAGCCCCCCCUCUCUGCCCGUCUCUCCUGGGGGGGCAGGGGGGGUCCCGGCCCCCCUCCCGGCUGUGCUCGUGGCGUGUCGCUGUCGCUGGUGGUGGAUGUUGUUCUUUGGGCUCCGCUUCGCUCUGUCCUGCCCCGGCCCCUGUACAUAGAGAGAGCUCUUUAUUUUUGAAUUCCCAUGGGGGGUCCCCAGCCAUGGGGGCUGCCAGGGGGUGAGUGAGGUGAGGGGGACACACACAGACUCUCCCUGCCCCCCCAGUCCAGCCCUGCCCCUGGGGGCCCGAGGCUGAUCCCAGGCACUGCUGUGCAGGGAACACAUGGGUGGCUGUGGGAGGGUCCCUCGGUCACACCCCCAUCCCCAGUCCCCAUCCUGCUGGUUGCCCUCGCCCAGCACCCCGUAUCCCGAGUGCCAGCUCCAGGUGCUGGCAGGUUUUGGCAGGGGGAUGUGGGUGCUAUGUCAGGGGGCUGGGGGCAGCCAGGGGGUGUUGGGGUUCAGGGCGGGGGGCUCGGGACGAUCCAGCCAGCACUGACGCGGCAUCGGAAGCACUUUAGACUAAGAGAACGGGUCUCUUAAGGGGGCACAGGCUGCUCCGCCGGGGCCCCCCCAGCACACGCCCAGCCAGCACUCUGGGGGCACCCUGUCACCCCAACCCCCAUCCCUGGGGAUGCAUCACGUCGCUCCUGGUGAUCCCCACGCGAUUCCCCCAGGGUGUCCCCUCCGUGCUGGGGGCUGGUUUUGGCUGGGGCGGGAGAGGGGGUGGGAGGGGCGGGGGAUAUUAAUUAUUUUUUAAUUAUUCUGAUGAUUUCUCUGCAUGCCCUUUGCGCGGGAGCAACCCUCGGGCGCUAACGCUGUAUGUCGAGGAGCUGAGCUGAGCUGUUCCUGUCCCAUGAAUGCUGGUGGAUCGUUGCCAAAUUUUUCUCUUUCCUCCCCUUUUCUCUCAUUCUUUUUCUGUCUCCCCCCACCCCCCUCCCCAGCAUAUCCACCCGAACCCCCUAAAAAAACCCCUUUGUCUUUUCUUUCUGAGCCUUGUAAGUGUAAAAGAUGACUCUGAUUUCGUUUUUGUCUCGGGAAAACUGCAAAUAAAUUAUGAGGAAAAACCAA